Messenger RNA from Xenia sp. Carnegie-2017, 3204 nucleotides. RefSeq lists its product as uncharacterized. The transcript has 2 exons. Bases 146 to 2644 code for a protein of 832 amino acids. The record is from RefSeq and is a predicted model, not a curated record. Lineage: Eukaryota; Metazoa; Cnidaria; Anthozoa; Malacalcyonacea; Xeniidae.
CACUCACUAUAUUGUAAUUUUUGAAAAAUACCCACUUGGAAAAAUACCCACUGCGGUGAAACAAGAGGACGAACAGCAUUCAUAAGAAAUGUGUUUCAAAUAAACGAGUACUCCGUGGAUAAACGCACUUUUGGAAUAGUUUGCCAUGUCAUUGAAAAACACAAAGCUUCCUCGGCUUGUUCAAGCCGCUGACCGUGCCAACCUUCUUGCAACAGCAAUACGUUUGCAUGGUUAUAAAGUGUUACAACAAUCUCUAUUGGAUAAAACUAUCAACUCAGAAUUCAAAACGCUCUUCUCGAUUGGCGAGGAUGUAUAUAUUGUGUCUUCCCCUGUUUUCAUCAUUGAAGAUGAGGCUCAUGUUUGGAAGUUAAAAUACGAAGAAUACAGUGAGAUGAAAGAAUCAUCAGAGACCGAAGCCGAUUCAGUAUUUCUUGGGGAUAUGCGAUUCAAGACUCGGAAAGUUGAGAUUACAGGCGAUCCAGAUGGAUCUCAGUUGAAAGAACUGUGUCAGAAAGGGAUAAUCGAUGAUAUUCAAAAUGCGGUAAAGAACACAGAUUUCGAGAAUCUUUUACUGAACUUGUGUGAUGUUCCAUACCCUCGUCCCGAAGACCUUUGUGACAAAACCUUGUCAAAUGCUUUUCUUAAACUACAAACUGUAAACAGAGUUCUGGUGAUGUAUCCAAAAAUGGAAGCUGAGGAUUGUGGCUGGAAGUCUGGGUUCGAAGGCACGUGGACUCGUUACUUGGCAACCGAUUUGGUCGUCCUGCAAUGGCAUAAGGAUGAAUGCCAUUUUAUGACGUUUGAGAAGAGAAUUCUAAAGCACGUGGUCAAGAAUGGUUACGAAGAUUCGAUUAUUAAAGAUGUGACGUCACUUCCUGAAAGUGAACAGAUUACGGCCGAAGAUAAGGUCGAUGGUAAGAGGGAGAGAAAGGCAGCUGAGGAUAAGCUUGAAAAUGAAAGUGUUGAGGAUAAAACUGAUGGGGAGAAGAUAAAGGAAGGAGCGAAGUCAAUGGAAAAAAAGUCAUUGAGAAAGAUUUCUAGAAACGCCACAGAAAAACUCGCAAAGAAAGAUGAUAAAACGGUUAGUAAACCAGUGAAAAAAGAAAUAAAAUCACCAAAGAGCGAUGGUGUAGCUAGGAGAGAAUCGAAAAUUCAAAAGAACGAACAAAACGCUUCUAAAAGAAACUCGAGAGUUCUAAAAUCUGACAGCAAAUCGUUGAAAAACGAAGUUGGCCCGCGGUCUAACGUAAAGAAGGAACAGAAAUCGUCGGUUAAAAUCCCGGUGAACGACGAAUCCCGACGGUUGCCGAACAAACACGGCGACAAAACGAGCAAAAACAAUGCGAAGAUGAACGCGGCGAAGGCUGGGGAUGAGAUUUCUGAAGUUGAAAUUGUAACAGAAAACGACGAUAAUAAGUUCGAGAAGUAUAAAAUAAAGAUGAAGGAGACUUAUACUAAUUUGGCUAACGUUUACAAAUCGUACAAAAACAAAGAUAGUACCUUGCUCUCUGAAGUUUUGGCUAAUCCUGUGUUUCGUGGGUUUUGCCUGAUUGUAGUUUUGUUUGCAUUUUAUAUUCUGUCGACCGAAAUUCUUGUGACGUUGUUGUUGCUUGCAUCCAGUGUCUGGUUCAAAUACGGCUCUAAAGAACCCGAGUUUCAGAAAUACACGCGUUCCCGCGAUCCACGUGUUUUAGAGUUCAGAGUCAUGUACGAGCGGGAGAUCGAAAAACUUCGGUACGCGAAGGACCUGGAGCGAAUGCGUGAUGUUCACGUGCAACUAAAGGAGAGCGUGCUGAACGCGUAUGCCGUGACACGUGUGGCACAAGGUGAUAAGAUUGGCAUUAAGGAGCAUGAGGUGUUAGAAAGGGAACUUGAGUUGACAUUCAAGGAGUUUGUUACGGCGAACGAUGUGAAAUCUUUACUUCGUGAAGCUCAUCAUACCAGUUUCUUUCUCGCUUUUACUGUAUUCGUUUAUCUUACAUCACGUCUCGUGUAUUUACUUCUUCGAAAAAUUUGGCGACCUGUUCGAACCGUCGCGAUUAUUUUGGCCGGAAUUCUUCUCUGCUUUGUUUUAGGCGUCAUUUCUAAUUUUCUUCUCACAACCUUCAUCUCUCGACGUUUGCAAGGCUCUGCGGAAAUGCUCUCCGUAUUGUUCGGGUUGUGGCUUGUCACUGACGUCACGGGCUACCUAAUCGAGAUCCGGGCAUGCAUCGAUCACGUGACGGGAGUCAUUUGGCGAGAAUCUGAUUUGGAGAGGUGUAUCAUUAAAACUCACAGUUAUCAUGCUGUGAAACUAGCCUUGGAUUGUACUGUACUACUUUCUCUAUUCCCUAUCGCCUACCUCCUUGCCGGCGUUUUGUCUUAUUUCUCCGUAUCCAGCUAUACUAUAGUAUCAUUCUCCCAGUACUUCCCUCCGAUAGGUUUCUUUUUCCGGAUGUGCACCCGACUCGCAUUUUUUGGCGAAAUAUUGCGUUUGUUGAACGUUGUGAUAUUGGCAAGUUUAGCGUCAAAAUUCUACGGUCUACAUAAGAAACGGGAAGAUCCACUCGACUCGUUGCUCUAUAAACGUUUGGGUUAUGAUACUGGACAUAUAACGGAAUAUAUUUGGAAGAAAAUUGUCAAUUAUUUAAAUGAUUUCACCUAACCAUAUCUGGAUGGUUUUAACGUUUUGAAAGAUUUUGUCUGCCCUUGAGUUUACAGAGUCUAGCCUAUGGAGCGUAUCAAAAUUUAUUCAAGACAUAUAUGUCACUACAGUCUACAGAAACUUCACAUCGGAUGAACUUUCUAUAUUCGUAAGUUCACAUGUAAACUGCGCAUGCUCACAGUUACGUCACAUCGGAUGAACUUUCUAUAUUUGUAAGUUCACAUGUAAACUGCGCAUGCUCACAGUUACGUCACAUCGGAUGAACUUUCUAUAUUUGUAAGUUCACAUGUAAACUGCGCAUGCUUAGAGUUACGUCAUGUUACGGAUAUGAUGUGAUACGAAAGAGCCCGUAACCUUUUUAUUUACGAAUUCCUGUGACUAUUAAAGCUAUUUAUAUUAACGGCUAUCUGGUGCCCAUUCUUUUUCUCCUCUAAUCAGAUAUUUUAUGAGACGUUGCCACAUGAGAAAUAAAGAAUUGUCUUUAUUAUUAUACUUACAAAAAACUUGUAAUUCAAAGAAUAUGUUUAUUGGCUCAUAAAAAAAUACAAUUUCUAAAACUG